Messenger RNA from Pediculus humanus corporis (human body louse), 978 nucleotides. RefSeq lists its product as uncharacterized. Gene Ontology annotation, cellular component: cytoplasm. Gene Ontology annotation, molecular function: sulfotransferase activity. The record is from RefSeq and is a predicted model, not a curated record. NCBI's taxonomy places the organism in Eukaryota, Metazoa, Arthropoda, Insecta, Psocodea, Pediculidae. Gene Ontology annotation, biological process: sulfation. The transcript has 7 exons. Bases 1 to 978 code for a protein of 325 amino acids.
AUGGAAAAAAUAAUAAAAUUCACAUUCGUACCUAUAAACGAUGUUUUUACCCAAGAUGUAAAAAAUAAUUCGGAUCCAAACAGGUAUUCGAAUCCGGAAAUUGAAGUACAUCCAUCAAAAUGCGUUCUCCCGAAUAAAUUCAAGGAAAGUUUUGAAAAAAUUUAUAAUUUUCAAGUUUUUCCAGAUGAUGUUUGGAUAAUUACGUAUCCAAAAUCAGGUACAACAUGGUCGCAAGAAAUGAUAUGGUUAUUAGUAAAUAAUUUAGAUUACAAAACCGCCAAAACAGUUCACCUAAGAGAAAGGUGUCCGUUUCUCGAAAGUGAUGGAAAAGAAAAUGGCACACCUAAAACAAUAGAAAUAUCAGCCAAUCUUAAAAGGCCCAGGUGCAUUAAAAGUCAUCUACCUGUCGAAUUACUUCCUAAAGGAAUAUGGACGGUCAAACCUAAAGUAAUUUACGUGAGUAGAGACCCUAGAGAUGUUGUCAUUUCUUAUUAUCAUCAUUAUCGUUUAUGGAAUGGCUACCGUGGUACUCUUGAAAAUUUUACAAAAGCAUUUUUGGCCGAUAGGCAUGUUUAUUCGCCAUUUUGGAAUCAUCUUUUAGGCUUUUGGAACAUGAAAGACAAAUCUCACGUUCUUUGUAACAGUUACGAAGAUAUGAAAAGAGAUUUGUCGAGCGUGAUAAAAAAAACGGCCAAAUUUUUAAAUGUUAAUAUAACAGAUGAACAAGUUGAAAUAUUAAAAAAUCAUUUGUCUUUUAAAAGUAUGAAAAACAAUGAUUUAGUUAAUUUUUUGGAUUUUGGAAAUUUGGCAAAACAAGAGACGAAAAUUGAAGAUGAUGAAUUAAUGUUUAUAAGAAAAGGAGAAUCUGGACAAUGGUUAAACACAUUCCAAAAUGACACACUCGAAAAAUUUAAAAUUUGGACAUCUGAAAAUUUAAAAGGAACACAAUAUAAAGAAUAUCCAUAUUCUGCUAAAUAA